GGGGAUAAAAGGCCGCGGCCGGAGCCCGCCCGCGUCUGCAGCCUUCCCGCGCCGCCGGCAGCAUGACCGCCAUCGGGGCGCAGGCCCAGAGGCUACUGGCACACCGGAGACCUCAGAAAUCCUUCUUUGAGACACUUAUCAGGAGCCUAAUCAUCCUGUGCGUGGCCAUAGCAGUGGUCCUGUCGUCUAUCUCUGUCUGCGAUGGCCGCUGGCUCUUUGCGAGGGGGCAGCUCUUUGGACUGUGGCACCUCUGCAGCGUUGGCAACGGCAGCGUCCUCAAGUGCGUCACGGACCUCAGCCUGGCCAAGGUGGAAGGGCUGAGUGUUGGGAUGAUUCCCAUCAGAAGCAUGGUGUCCUUUGCUGUCGUGGUGGCCAUAUUCGGCCUGGAGCUGCUGAUGGUGUCCCAAGUCUGUGAGGAUGCCAACGCAAGGCGGAAGUGGUCGAUGGGCUCCCUUCUCAUCCUCAGCUCCUUCUUGCUGUCGGCCACCGGGGUUCUGAGCUUCUCCAUCCUCCUGAAGGAUCAACUCAGCUUCAUGGGCUUCACACUGACGUACUGGUGUGAAUUCGUUGCCGCCUUUCUCUUCUUCCUGAACGGGAUCAGUGGACUUCACAUCAACAGCCUCACGCACCCCAGGAGUGGGGUAGGCAAAAUCUAGGUGCAAAGGGUGCACCUCCGCCUUUGUGUAAUCAGCUUUGCCAAUUAGACUGGAAAAAAAGGGAGUGGAAUGAAGUUUGAAAAGGACACCGUGUCUUAAAUCGUGUGCAAGGAGGGCAAGGGUGCGUCAGCCCUGGUGCCUGUAGAAGACAUAACCACCCACCAGUCAGCACAGAGGCUGCGUGACAUGAGAAGAGCAGAGAUUGGGAUUGAGGAAGAGGACAUCCCAUGAAACAUGCAGAGGGGUGGCAGACUGCAGUCUACACAUGUGGGUUAUUUUGAGGCUUACACAAAGCCUGUGCUGUCAUGGUUUUGGUGUUGCUAUGCUUUUCCUCAUACUCUGGAGCCUGUGAAGAGUGUGACACAACUUUUGUUUGUCUCUGUCUCAGGGACAGAUGAUUUAUGCCUGACCAUGCUCUCUGACAUGGAAUAUUGAGAAUCUUCACUGUAUCUCGCUCCUCCAUCUCCUUCAGAAGAGAAGCCACACAGACCUUGAUCUGGUCACCCAUUUUGUUUUCUGCUAGCAUGUUCCCUGUACCCUUCCUUUGAGUUUUUCUGGGACACUUCUGACAGAAGCACAGGGACAUACAGCUGUCUUGGGGCCAAGAGCAGGUGCUGGGUGAUGCAGGUAUGCAGGGAAGGGUUGUGAUGCCUUCCUCGGGCAGUAGUGGCCUCUGCCCACUGUCACUGCUUCUCUGCCACCUGUGUAGGGCACGUGCCAAUUGACCACGCAAGCUGCUCCCUCACAGCCCUUGCACAAUUCACUGUAAUGGGGCAUUGGUCUUCCUAGCUUCUUUUUUGUAUCUUAGGGGCAAGAGGGACAAGCUCUGCACGGGCUGUAGGUGGAUGUUGUGGCUGGGCAGACUAUGCUGAGGCCACUGGACCUUCUGGGGCAUGUUUGGUUGUCAGGAUUUCCCCCUGGGACAGUGAGAAGUCAGCUCAAGCUCAUCCUGUAGCUGAGAGUCUUGUCUACCAUUUCUUCUGGGAGGAGAAAGCUCUAGAUCCUUGUGGCCAGACCAAGUCCUUUUCUCCCCCCUGAUUAACAAUAGGCCUGGGAGGAGAAGUUGCCCAAGACUGCCAAAGCUGAUGGGGGCAGCUCUAAUCUGCCACAGAGACUUGGCCCAAAUUAUGUUAAGGCUGGUGGUCUUCCUGGUAAUGCCUGAGUCAAGGUCUCCAAAAUAGCUGCAGCUUUGAAGUACCCUGUGGUGUAAAAAAGAGAAAUGACCUGAGCAGGAGACCUCAGGAGGUUGAUAGCCCUACAUGUGUGUCCUUCCUGCCCAAAUAUAGGACUUGGUUGCCCACAGAUAAAAAUGUAUUCAGAAUGUUUCAGGUUUAAUGUUUGUUUUGUAUCCACUGGUAAAGCCACUUGUGUUUUUGUUUCACAGCAAAUGUUUCUUGUAUGUUUCAUCUCUGCAGCUUGUCCGAUAGCUGUUGGGCAAGGUUCUCCUUUCUUGGGCUACAAGUUUGACACAAUUUUUCACCUGAAAAGCACAACAGUACAAAGGCUGAUAAGGCUGUGUAGGUGAGCCAUGAUGAGACAGUCUUAAGUCCUGCUUGAGCAUACAUCCAUGCUUACCCAGAGUGCUCCUGUGGACUUGCUUGCCUUCAUGAGGACUGUCUCCAUUCCCUCUCAGAUUUCUGUAACUCUAGCACCUAAGCCUGUUUUGUGAUGCUGUCUCAAACCAGGCUUGCUCUGGACAGUGUCAGUUGUGCUUUUGCACAUGAAUGUGACCAUCUUUCUGCCAACAUAAUGCACAGAGCUGCCCAGCCAACUCUUGAAGUUCUUGCAAUGCCCAGAGUUUGGUUUCUUGACCAACUCUCAAGGACUCAUGCCCUUAAGCUGCCUCUGGAAAACUCCACUGUGACUGUGUCUCUCUUGGUGAAGGUGCUUUUAAUUUGCUGAAUUGCACUGUUGAAAACAUGCUAGUGGACUGAUCUUGUAGAUGCUUCUGCAAACACUACCGUUGGCUUUAGCAGAGCCACUUAUCACAGAGAGAAUCUGCAAGGUUUAUUCCCAAACUGUUGCACUUUGGUGUUAGUGCCUUAAUUAACCCAAAAAAUCAAUUGUGGUGCCUAGGGGUGCCCAUGCCAGGUGUGCAGUUCUCCUAUAUGAAGUCAAGGGUGUCCAUGGCUUGACUAGAAAUUCAGAGUGCCUUUUUGGUGAUGGCAGAAACUGGAAAUCAAUUCUGCAGGUACUCUUUGUUAGUGGGAGGCUGUGCCCCUAACCCUUUCACUGGGGGAAGGCAGCUGUAGCCAGCUGGAGCCCCAGGCUGGUGCCUCUUGCUCAGAUUAGAGGGAGGCAGUGGGGAAAUGGCCACUGAGUUCACUCAAGACUUGGUGCAGUUGUGAAUGAAGUUGUGAAGUUUUAGAUUGCCCUCUGCUAGCUGAAGAAGAGGCCUUUUGGGGACAGGGAAUCCUCUAGGGAAAACACAGUAACUAUAUUUGGUUUUCCAGCUGGCUUUGUAUAGUACUGCUUGACUUAUACUGGAAGAAGAUGUGUUUUGAUGGCUACAUAUUACAAAAUGGGGCUGACUGUCCAGGAGACACAGGACAGCCUCUGCAGCAGUGGGUAACUUUUCUGAAGCCUGGAGAAGUGUUAAGCAACGUUUCUGAAGUUUGUUAAAUAAAUUUCUUUGAAAUAAGAUAA
This is a messenger RNA of Colius striatus (speckled mousebird), 3302 nucleotides long. It is a transcript of the gene TMEM37, whose product is annotated as transmembrane protein 37. Gene Ontology annotation, cellular component: membrane. Bases 63 to 656 code for a protein of 197 amino acids. Gene Ontology annotation, molecular function: calcium channel activity; voltage-gated monoatomic ion channel activity. The record is from RefSeq and is a predicted model, not a curated record. The transcript is spliced from 2 exons. Lineage: Eukaryota; Metazoa; Chordata; Aves; Coliiformes; Coliidae.